AGUAUUUACAUUUAUUAGUAAACAACCAAAUUAUUUUUCUAUAGACUGUCUGCGAUCAAUACAUAGACAAGUUAUUUACUAACAUUGCAAAAUUUCAGUGUAUCUACAAGUGUCUUGUCUGCGGUGUGCGUAUUAUUAGAAUGACAAGAUGAAAUGAAGUGAACUUUGGAUGGCUACUUUAUCGGACGUGUAAAGGAAUAUAGUCGAAUACCGAAAUAAUAUUUUCGACACUUUUUAUUUGGACUUUGAUAACCAAACCUGUUUUUUCAAACCUGGACUACAUUAUUUCAGUGGAUUUUAUAGAAAUAAUACCAAUAAUAUGGCAGCAAUAACUCAGGUUAUAAAACAAGCCGUGAGGCCAGGUAUACGUGCUUUAUCGACAACAGCUAAAUUAAAUUCAGAACACAGUCUACCAAAUGGAUAUAGUUUUCAAUUAUCACCAGAGCAACAAGAGAUGCAGGAUUUGGCUAGAAAGUUCACUCGUGAAGAAAUUAUUCCCAAAGCCGCUCACUAUGAUAGAACAGGAGAAUAUCCAUGGGAUAUAGUCAAAAAGGCCUGGGAACUAGGACUGAUGAAUGGACAUAUUCCUGUUCAUUGUGGUGGAAUGGAUAUUGGGGUAUUUGAAGGCUGCUUGGUAACUGAAGAAAUGGCUUAUGGAUGUACUGGAAUAUCAACAGCAGUCGAAGGAACAGGUUUAGGUCAAAUGCCGGUUGUAAUUGCUGGAAAUAAAGAACAACAAAAGAAAUACUUAGGUAGACUUAUUGAUGAACCACUUGUAGCUGCUUACUGUGUUACCGAACCUGGUGCAGGAUCUGAUGUCAAUGGCGUGAAAACAAAAGCUGUGAAAAAGGGAAACCAAUGGGUAAUUAACGGUCAAAAAAUGUGGAUCACGAAUGGGGGUGUUGCAAAUUGGUAUUUUGUAUUAGCAAGAUCAGACCCUGAUCCUAAAGCCCCAGCCAAUAAAGCAUUCACAGGUUUUAUUGUUGAACGCGAUACACCAGGACUUACUCCAGGUCGUAAGGAGCUCAACAUGGGACAAAGAGCAAGUGAUACUAGAGGAAUUACUUUUGAAGAUGUUGUGGUACCAGAAGAAAAUGUAUUAUUAGGAGAAGGACAAGGAUUUAAAAUAGCGAUGGGCGCUUUUGAUAAAACUCGGCCACCGGUUGCUGCAGGAGCAACAGGUUUGGCACAAAGAUGUUUAGAUGAAGCUUCGAAAUAUUCAAUUGAACGCAAAACAUUUGGUGUUCCCAUCGCCAGUCAUCAAGCUGUGAGCUUUAUGUUAGCUGAUAUGGCAAUUGGAGUAGAAACUGCACGUUUGGCCUGGAUGAAAUCUGCCUGGGAAGUCGAUCAAGGGCGCAAGAAUACAUUAUAUGCUUCCGUAGCUAAAUGUUAUGCAGCAGAUGUGGCAAAUAAGUGUGCAACAGAUGCCGUUCAAGUUUUUGGUGGUAAUGGUUUCAAUAGUGAAUAUCCAGUAGAAAAACUUAUGAGAGAUGCAAAGAUUUAUCAAAUCUAUGAAGGAACUUCGCAAAUUCAAAGACUGAUCAUUUCCAGAGAGAUUAUUGAUAGAGCAAAGAAAAUGCUAUAAUCAAAUAUAUUGUUGUAUUAUUACAUGUAUGAUAUGAU
Molecule: messenger RNA, 1623 nt
Organism: Ctenocephalides felis (cat flea)
Lineage: Eukaryota; Metazoa; Arthropoda; Insecta; Siphonaptera; Pulicidae
Gene: Mcad
Product: probable medium-chain specific acyl-CoA dehydrogenase, mitochondrial
Exons: 8
Coding region: 320-1585 (421 amino acids)
Biological process (GO): fatty acid beta-oxidation; medium-chain fatty acid catabolic process
Cellular component (GO): mitochondrion
Molecular function (GO): medium-chain fatty acyl-CoA dehydrogenase activity; flavin adenine dinucleotide binding
Source: RefSeq, a predicted model, not a curated record